Molecule: messenger RNA, 372 nt
Organism: Trypanosoma conorhini
Lineage: Eukaryota; Euglenozoa; Kinetoplastea; Trypanosomatida; Trypanosomatidae
Exons: 1
Coding region: 1-372 (123 amino acids)
Source: RefSeq, a predicted model, not a curated record
AUGCGUCAGGGUAGACGCGCGUUGGCAGCGUCGUGGGGCUCCGCAGCAAUGGUGCGUGCCAAAGGCACCCGCGCUCGUGCAACUUACCCGCUAUCAGGCGGAGGGCUGAGUGUGUCGGGUUGGAAGGCGGGAAAAGAGCCUCGGCGUUUCGCUCUAACUCGCCACUGCGCACGCACUACUGCAGGUGGCACCGGGUACCCCGCAUCGAUGCAAAGCCCUCCCGGCGAGAGAAGGCGAGCCUCCUCUUCAGCAGCCGCCCGAGAGGCCCCGACUGGAACGCCAGCGAUGACGCCGGCGGCGCGGUUGUGCAACUUCUCCCGGCGCCCCAGUGCCGACGGCGAAGCCGUGUUGCAGUCCGCCACUGCCCCGUAG